This is a messenger RNA of Biomphalaria glabrata, 744 nucleotides long. RefSeq lists its product as uncharacterized. Bases 1 to 744 code for a protein of 247 amino acids. The record is from RefSeq and is a predicted model, not a curated record. NCBI's taxonomy places the organism in Eukaryota, Metazoa, Mollusca, Gastropoda, Planorbidae. The transcript has a single exon.
AUGAGAAGAGUCACACAGAACUUAAUGGAAGCCUCAACUAGAAGUGUCAUACAGAACUUAAUGGAAGCCUCAACUAGAAAUGUCACACAGAACUUAACGGAAGCCUCAACUAGAAGUGUCACACAGAACUUAAUGGAAGCCUCAACUAGAAGUGUCACACAGAACUUAAUGGAAGCCUCAACUAGAAGUGUCACACAGAACUUAAUGGAAGCCUCAUCUAGAAGUAUCACACAGAACUUAAUGGAAGCCUCAACUAGAAGUGUCACACAGAACUUAAUGGAAGCCUCAACUAGAAGUGUCACACAGAACUUAAUGGAAGCCUCAACUAGAAGUGUCACACAGAACUUAAUGGAAGCCUCAACUAGAAGUGUCACACAGAACUUAAUGGAAGCCUCAACUAGAAGUGUCACACAGAACUUAAUGGAAGCCUCAUCUAGAAGUAUCACACAGAACUUAAUGGAAGCCUCAACUAGAAGUGUCACACAUAACUUAAUGGAAGCCUCAACUAGAAGUGUCACACAGAACUUAAUGGAAGCCUCAACUAGAAGUGUCACACAUAACUUAAUGGAAGCCUCAACUAGAAGUGUCACACAGAACUUAAUGGAAGCCUCAACUAGAAGUGUCACACAUAACUUAAUGGAAGCAUCAACUAGAAGAGUCACACAGAACUUAAUGGAAGCCUCAACUAGAAGUGUCAUACAGAACUUAAUGGAAGCCUCAACUAGAAGUGUCAUACAGAACUAA